GCUGGAAGCCGCUUUGUCAUCAAAACUUGGCGCCUACCAACGCCUUUUCCAACUACACCCCUCCAGCCCUCAUACCCAACUCGCUUUUCUGGCAACAACGUGACAGUUUCGACUCUGAGCUCUAUACAGGCGAAAGAACUAUGUAACGAUCUACUGAAUUGAUGAAUUCGUGCACCCAUUGCCGUUCAUUGCGCUCCAAUCACGAGAUCUUUCGGACAUCCAGGGUUUUGCACCGCAUCUAUGGCGUGCUAGAGUCUAAACAAACGGCAUCCAUUUCGAUGUCAAGACAGUACCCUCCAAAGGUUCGAUCGGCAUUCUCCAGAUGCGCGCAUCCAUUCAAGGUACCCCGUUUUCAACGAGCUGAUUUCUGGAAAUCAAGCCUUCGCAGGGGCAUGCAUGUAAGAUGGUUCCAGACCCCCAGGUUUCUCUCUCUACGGCUUGUAUCACGCUACUGGCCUAUUUCUUUUUCGCUCUCAGAGCCAAUCCCUAGUGGCAAAACGCCCGGGUAUGCAAGUACCGUGCGGUACAAACAAAGACCGGACUUUUGGCUUCGAAUUAGAAAUACAAGCCUCAACUUGCGUGAUCUUAUCUUUAGUCUCGGAGGUCCUGGGUGAAGGCCGGUGCGAUGAGAGAUCUCACAAGGAGAUUUUCCAGACGUCAUGGAUCUUAGGGACAUAUAUAUACCAACUUCCCAGAAACAUUACUCUCAUUCUGUCUCUUUCCACAUGAAGUGACAGCUUGCCCUCCAAUACCUUGCAUCUCUAGCACAUACUGAUUCCUGGGUAUGGCUGACUCGGCUCCACAAAUCCCACUAACUCAAGGUGCCGGCUAUGGCGUCGUCAUUGGUCUUGGGGCACUUUUUGCCUUGGGAAUGAUUGCAAUAUCUGAAGUGAUGAAGAGGAGAGGAAACGUAGAGAAUUCUGAAGAGUUUACUGGUAUGUAGACAUGUUGAUGCUUGGAUUUCAUGCACUUAUAAUAGCCUUUCAGUCGCAAAGAGAUCCCUUGGAACUGGUCUGACUGCUGCUGGUGUUACCUCAUCCUGGACUUGGAGUACAACGCUUCUCUCGUCCGUCACGGUUGCUUACGUGUAUGGUGUUGCUGGAUCGUUUUUCUACGCAGCAUGUAACAGUACGCAAAUCAUGGUUUUCAGUAACUUAGCCAUUCAAUGUAAACGAAAAGCACCUAAUGCUAGAACAUUCCUCGAGAUCAUUCGAGUUCGAUACGGCACCACUGCGCACUUCUCUUUCAUGUUCUUCAGCUUGGCAUCGAAUAUUCUAGUCGUCUCGUCCAUCUUGAUUGGAGGGGCUGCUGCUAUAGAAUCAUUGACUGGUAUGAGUGUGUAUGCAAGUCUUUGGCUGCUCCCACUCAGUGUCUCUGCGUACACAAUACGUGGCGGUCUAAGAGCUACCAUUUUGACUGAUUACAUACAUACUGCAAUUAUCCUCAUCAUCAUUCUCAUGUUUUGGUUCAAAGUGUACGCGAGCGGAGAUCAGAUCGGCUCUCCAGGGAAGAUGUGGGACUUGCUCAUUGAAGCUGCGAAGCGGAACAAUUACUCGGCCCCCACUAAGGAUGGCAGCUACCUCACUAUACGAUCGAUAGGUGCUCUCAAGUUUGCGAUCCUCAGUAUCCUCGAGUACACCGGUGUCGUCUUUCUGGACAACUCCUUCCAUCAAAAGGGCAUUGCUGCGGACCCUGCUGCUGCCAUCCCGGGAUACGUUCUUGGAGGGCUGGCAUGGUAUGCCAUGCCGUUUACCUUAGCUACCACAAUGGGCAUUUUAGCUGUUGCUCUGGAGAACACCACUUCUUUCCCUACGUUCCCGAGACGAAUGAAUGCACAGGAGAUUGGUGCUGGGUUGGCUCUACCAUAUGCCGCUCAGACAAUUGCUGGGAAAGGCGGAGCAGGCGCUGUGCUUGUGUUGAUGUUUAUGAGUUGUACCAGCGCCAUUUCUAGUGUCCUAAUUGGAACAUCGACUGUCCUGUCAUACGACGUUUAUAAAACAUAUCUCAGACCCAACGCGACAGAUGCCCAAGUGCUUCGAGCUGGCCAUUGGUGUGUUGCUGGGUUUGCGAUGUUUAUGGCAGCUUUUGCCACCAUGCUUCAUGGCGUCAAGAUCGACUUGGGUUUUAUCUACAAUAUGACAGGCAUAUUCACAGGUUCGGCGCUACCGGCGCUAGUCGCAACAUUCUUCUCCUCCCGUCAAGGUGCUCUAGCAGCCACAUCGUCAAUCUGGCUCGGCUUCUUCGCCGCCGUGAUUACUUGGUUGACACUCGCCAAACGCUUCUCAGGUGAAGUGACCAUCGCCUCCGUCGGCGCCACAGACCCCUGUCUCUACGGCUGCAUAGCAGGUAUCGGUGCCGCUGCCGUGGUCACCAUAAGCAUCUCGAUCUUCCACAACGCAAAUUACACAUGGGAGAGUCUCGGCGCAAUCCGACUCCUUGACGAUGAAGGCAAUGAUCGCGAUGUUGCUUACGAGGAUCCAACUUAUGAUCCUGAAAGACUGAAGAAAGCUGCGUAUGUUGCGAGGGGAAUUACAGUGUUCUUGUUCCUGGCGCUGUUUAUCAUUUGGCCGUUGACUCUCUACGGCACCGCCUACAAAUUCUCCCGCAAAUUCUUCACUGGCUGGGUCAUCGUCUCCCUUCUCUGGGCAUUCUUCUCCUUUUUCAGCGUCACCAUCUACCCGAUCAUUGAAGGCCGCCACUUGCUCCUCUCUUGGGCGAAAGAUCUUGUUGGAAAGGGUGGAAAGAGUGGACAUAGUGAUGAAUUUGAUCAUCACAAGGAUAAGCGAACGGCAACAUUUGGAGAUACAAGUCCGGAGGUGGGGAGCGCAAAUGAGAGUCUGAAGGCUGGGGGUAUAGGUGUUAGAGAGGAGAAGGCAUAGAGUUACAGGGAAGUUGGAAGCGGAGAGUGGCAAAUUGAAUUGGGCAGGGGACAACUUAACGUGAGGAUGUGCCGCCAAUAGCGAAUUGUUUAUUUUGGAUCUGCCAAGUUGUGUGUUGCCCACGUCGGUUUAGAAAGAAUUGUCUAGAAGUUUGACAGAACAAAAGGGUAUCGCUAAGGAUAAAAUAAAAGUCUCUAUGUGUUCGUCA
Messenger RNA from Cadophora gregata, 3087 nucleotides. RefSeq lists its product as uncharacterized. Lineage: Eukaryota; Fungi; Ascomycota; Leotiomycetes; Helotiales; Ploettnerulaceae. Gene Ontology annotation, cellular component: plasma membrane. Gene Ontology annotation, molecular function: urea transmembrane transporter activity; putrescine transmembrane transporter activity; spermidine transmembrane transporter activity. The coding region runs from base 1140 to 2879 and encodes 579 amino acids. Gene Ontology annotation, biological process: putrescine transport; urea transmembrane transport; spermidine transport. The record is from RefSeq and is a predicted model, not a curated record. The transcript is spliced from 9 exons.